This is a messenger RNA of Porites lobata, 5019 nucleotides long. NCBI's taxonomy places the organism in Eukaryota, Metazoa, Cnidaria, Anthozoa, Scleractinia, Poritidae. The record is from the annotation of a GenBank genome assembly.
GAGAAUGUGUCAGCAGCUUCGCGGAAGGAGUGCUUUGAAUUACAACUAGAGAUCAAGCAAUUGGAGGAACAGCUGAAGCAGAGUGAAGAAGAGAAACAGAAACUCCAAGUUGACCUGGGGAAACACUUGUUCCUUGAAGAAAAAGGAAAGCGUUGUGGAAGGCUCCUCGGAGGGGCAGCUUUGCUGCAUGAGUCAGGUUAGUUGGAGAUGUCAAAAAGUAUUAAAUAGCAGCUUAACAGUUUAAGAACAUGGAACUGUGUGAGGAAUUGCAGAAUUGGAGGGAACUAACAUGAUUGGAUAAGGCUGAGUAUGUAAAGAGGAAUUGUGUAGAUUAAUUAAGGUGUUUUUGAUUUGGUUUGUAACAUCCUCUGAAAACUGCAUAAUUAUAAUGUUGUAUGAAUAAUGUGCAAAAUUGGAGAAUUAUUCUUCAUGAUAUUAUUAUAAGAUAGCAGACUAUGACUACUUAAUUUUUCAUUCCAAUUAAUAAUAUCUAAACUCAUAGCAGUCCUCCUUAACUUUCCAUUCCGUAGAAUUUCUUUCAAGUGUUUGCCGUUAAGUGGUCUUUUCAGGGAAUUAAUAGGUGUUAUUUUCAAGACACUCGGAAAAUACAUGUUUAAAAUUUGUAGAAAGUUGUUAGCCUGUAACCACUCUGAUUUAUUUUACUUUUUAAUGCUGUCAACAUACUAUGUGUAUUUUUUACGGGCUGCAUCUUUCUCAACUGCAUUCCAAUGAGCUCAAGUUCUUCAAAUGCGUGCUUAACUGACAGAGAACCAAUAAUUUAUCACGUGAAAGAUUGUUGCAGUCAUGUGUGUAACUUAGUUGCAGAAAGAAAGCCUGAAAAAAAUCCAGCCAGUUUGCUAGAGAGCUCAGUGGUAAUUAAGAGCUUGAACUUUUUUCAGGCUUUCUUUUGGCGACCUAUUAAGAUGCAUAUUUCCAUGUAACUGUGAUUGUCUUUCUCGGGUUAAAUCUUUCUCAUGCAGUUCAAAUAUAUGAAGAUUUCAUAAUCAUUUUAACUUUGAUAUAGAAAACCAAUAACACCCUGACUUACAGUGAAAUCAAACAAUUAGCUUGGUCAAUAACCAGAGAGCUUAAUACUGUCAAUUAAUGAUACACAACUCACUUUGACUCCGAAGAUGACUGCUGCACAGGUUGUUGAAACGUCAGUCACUGUCAAGUACAGUCCUAUGUAGGAAUUCCCCGGUCAGUCAUGUUACAUCUUCUGACUGAGGGGGAGGAGUAUGACAUGACUCCUGUGCUCAAACCAUUCAUUGAAUCGCAAACAAUGAAAAAAAUCAAAUAAUUUUCAUUCCUAUGGGCAAUGAUCUAUUUGGCAGGGGUCAUUGUUUUAUAUUCUUGCCUUAUUUUUUUUUUUGUAGGUUUUUCCCUGCAUUCAAGACUUCCAGAGGUCUGGCUUCAAAGGGAUCCUGGGCUCAAAUCAUUCAUUGUAUUUAAAAAGAGGAUAAAAAAAUAUCAUUCCCAUGGGCAGUGAUCAAUUUGGCAAGGGUCAUUGUUUUAUGUUCUUUCUCUUGAUUUUUUUCAGGAUUUUCCCUUCACUCAAGACUUCUAGAGAUCUCUGAUUCAUUAUCAUUGGAAGAGGUGAAAAAGAUCAAGUUUCUGGUCAAAAGCAAAGUCAGUGGUUUCAGACUAGCACGGAUAACAGAGGCCUUUGAACUUUUUGAAGAACUGGAGACAAAUGGAGUAUUUCCCUGCCAUUAUAUUGCAAACCUGCUUGCGGGGAUUCAGCGAUAUGAUCUUGUGGAGAAACUUGGAAUACAGUUACCUUUAACAGCUGCAAAACAUGGUAAUAAUGAGAAUUCCUAAUCAUUUCUUGUUUUUAUUGUAGCAACACACUCUAAUUGUUAAAUGAAUGUUAAAGUAGUUUGCAUGUAUAGACCCUUCAAUGUUUUCUUCAAUAGGCCAUUUUAUAGGUGUGGACUUAGUAUCCUAGCCUUUAAGUGGACGUGAUGCUGAGGUUGACCUUGUUUUGAUACAAACGUCUUUCCUUUUCUUAUGGAAAUUAGGCUUAAAAAUACGUACUUAACAUAAGAAAAACAUUAGUUACAUAGUAAAGCAGGAAGGGUUGUAUAUAAAGAAGGUCAACUUCAGCCUGGUUUCCACCUGUAACUGUAAAAUGGGCUAUUCUUGACGAGGAUCAGUUGGCAAAAAUCUGUUGCUACCUUAAAAUCAGUAAAGUCAUCAAGUUAGAGAGUGAAGUAAGUUGAAAGAAACAUCUAUGAAUUGCAAAAUCAUAGGGUUUCAUAGACGUUUGAUAGGGGGUGGUGAUAGUGGCAACUUUUUGGUGACUUGGCAAAGCAAUAUCAUCUCUCAUUUCUGAAAUAUCACUCUUUGACUUGGCAACUACUUAUUUUAUUUUUUUUGUGGCAUUUGUGCGAACAGGUCCUUGUCAAAAAGUGGAAAGGUCUAUUUUAAAAUAAGAACACGGGGCUGAUCAGGAAUUUUGUUUGCAGUGUAGUUGUGCUGUUUUAGUGGAGAUGGAUGUGUCACCCUAGAUACAAAGUUGGAUAUUCAGGUAAAGAAACGAGGGAAGGGGAUGUGUUUCUGGGUCAAGAAAGAGGGUGAACUGUCACAAAUCCCCUCCCCUUUCCCUAGUCUGUUACAUGUAGCAUUCACCCUUGGAAUUAAAUAGGAGAGAAGACGGGGGAAAGGCACUUGCUGAGGAAGAUCUGAAUGAUUCCAAACCAAAUGCAUGAUGGACGGUAAUGUAUUGGAUUCACUAGAUGGAGUAGCCAGUCUAUUUAAUUCUCAAGGACUGUGCUCAUAAAGGAUGUUUGUUUUUUUUUACUAGUGUCGUUGCUUGGUUAUUUUCUUUCAGGGUCAGACAUUCUUUCUAGGCAGAGCUUGUCAGCGAGUGGAAAUAGAUUACCUGAUCAUGUUGAGAAUUCACCCAGACUGACAUCUGUUAAAGAUUACAGUUUGGAGGUACAACUGAACAGACAUGGAAGGAAGCACGUUGAAGGAAAUGGAGUGUUUACACGUGUGAGUAUCAGAGGAGACUCGAUGCAAUUGCAGGGUGUUGAAGAAAAUGAUAAAUCAUUAAUAACAGAGGAAGCAGAAACUGAACAGGAAAACAAUUCAUCACUUGGAUUCAGUGAAGAUUCAAGGGAAACCAACACAUACACCGCUGUCUCAAGUGAGAGUGAAGAAAGCAGUAAUUCAUCCAUGAAAAGUGCUCUCAGCGCCGAAGAAUUUCCCCAAUUCCCCACCCUUACUUCAGACGAUUAUUUGUCAAGUUCUAAUGAUAGUUCGUUAUUGUCAUCCAGUAUGGAACAAACUGCAGUGGUAGCUGAUUCUUGUUGCACCUUGCAGUCCACGAUUGAUACAACUGAUGGCUCACCUAUUUUGACGACACUGUCUAGUAAGGCUUGUAGAAAUAAAGAAAUCUCAGUUGACACUGACCCUAACGUAGUGUGUACUAAAGAGCAGACUGAACGAUCUUCGAUAUUCCAUUACGCUGACGUGGAGUGUGACGGCUCUCCAAUAGUAGCAGCAUGCCAGUCUUAUUCAGCUUAUUCUUACUCAGAAAACAAUGAAUGCUACGUGGCUGAUGGGGAAGAUGAGCUUUUUGAUAAAGCAGCUGAGAAGGCUGAAUGGAAAGAAAUUGAGGAAGAAAAAGAAUUUGUUGAUUCUUGUGACGGAGCAAUAAAAUCAGUACACUCUGGCACAAGUGCAGACAGUUUUGUUGGUGAGAUUGUUGGAACUCAAAGUUUUGCAAGUGGAGGAAUCCUGCCAUUAACACAGCAAGGAACCUCUUCAACAGCAGGGAGGGUACUUGGGACACAAUCAUCCGCUGAAACAGAUUGGGAGCGUCUCGGUGCUAGACCAAAGGAGGUUCAACGUUCAGAUGUUCAACCAAAGCCAACAGAACCCGUUGUUUAUAUAACUGAUGGCUUAGCUGGUGAUUUCUUAGCGAGACACACCCAAGGCAAAUCCCUUCAUGACAGUAUCUAUCAAACUGAUGGUGCUUCUCUCUUAAAUGACUUUCCAUCACAGGGGACUUCCUUUAUUGGUGGUGACAUAUCUCGAUCUAGCAGAGCCCAGGCGUACUUUGGGGAUUGCCAGGUUGCGUCCAGGGCAGAGCCAUUUAUUGGAACUGGCAAUUCACUUGUGAGUGAAUCUAAUGGACAUUUGGGUGGCCCUUCUGAUGCGGAACUUUUCACUGACAACUUGUUCUCAUUGCAUAGUAACUAUUUAUCAAGAAAUACCUCAACUGCUGCAAACAACUACUCUCCUCAAAGUGAUUUUGUACAUAGUCGUCAUAGAUUUGCAGGGGUUGACCAUUUUGACGGACAGACUUAUUUCCCGUCAGCACAGCAAAUGCCAUAUCCUCCUAUGGCAAGUGACCCUGUUCUAAAUAGUUAUCCAGGAAUGACUGGUUCAAGUUUUGCUGACCCUUCACGGACAGGUGCAGCACUAACUCUACCUGGGGAUCCUGUAUAUAAUGCGCCAAGAUUUAAUAACUUUUCAAGUGAGCAGCUUACGGGCCCUGCUCAUGAUACAAAUAGGUUUGCUGGCGAUGACAACGCUUCAGCUUUUAUUUCUAAUCAGGGCACAGAUGAGCCGGCUCAGAAAGCAAAUUUAGCAUUUGGAAAUUCAAGGACAACAACUGGAAACAUUGAUGAUGAUGCAAAUUCAGCUGCACGGUAUCAGCUUGGAACUUCCACAACGUCUGAUGGUGUUUUGGCAACGAGAUCUACACAUGAUACAUCUGUCUUAGAACCACGUCAUGGCGACACUGACAACAAUAGAGUUUCUGUGUUAAACAACACAGACUUUGGUACUGAUUCAAUAGAGGCCUCGGACAACUCAUUGCUUGCUCUGGAACGGCGUGUUGCAGAAGCUUGUGCCCUUGUUGAACGCGUUCUUCGGGAGAGAGAGGAACGUGAACAGUUUGGAAGGGAAAUAGAAAGGAAAGAACAGUUAAUAAGAGAACAAAGAGCUCGAGAAAGGCGGGAGAGAGAAGAAAGAGAAUUACGGGAAGCUGAAAACUGGCCACAACAA